AUGAAAGUCAAUGUCACAUUGAGUCAAAUGUUGCAAUAUCCUGAUCAAAAAUGCCAUCUGGCAAAUGUAAUAAAAAGGUCCUUAGUAUCAGUAGCAAUCCAGAAUCUCAAACCAAUUGAUAUGAAAGUAAUGACUAUACAAGCUAUCACAAUUACAAAAACCACUGCUGCUUAUUGCUACAUUAGAAUUAAAGAAAACCUCAUAGUGGCUGUGCUUAAUUCAAGUACUACUAUCAGUAUAAUAUUGAAUAAAAUAACAAAAAAACUGCAGUUGAAGAUUAACGAACCUUUUACAACAAUGGUCAUUAUUGUAAAUGGAGCCAGAGUAAAGGCUCUUAAAAAAAUAAUUAACCUUAAGUUGGUCAUGAGCAGUGUAGUAGUUCUGAUCAUGUUUCAGAUUAUAGAAUUGACUGAACAGAUCCUUCUGUUGGGCAUAGAUUGGUUCUGUCAAACUGGCACCCAUUUGCAUGCUGAUAAAAAAAAACUAUAUGUGCAAUGCCAAGGUAAAUUCAUAGAAAUACUUAAGUUUUAUAAAAGAAAAAUCUUAUUAGCACUCUUAGUCAUAAAAAAGAAAUCUGAAAAAUUGAAAAAGCCAGAUAAUGAAGACCUAUUUGAUAAUUUCAAAUUUGAUAAUGAAGAUUUAAAUGAAGUAGAAAGUUCUGCUGUGUAUCUGUCUGGUGUUGAAAGUGUCUCUGUAAAGAAAACUAAGGAAGAAGAAGAAAGCAUAAUCAAAAAACUAAAGAAGAAUCUUAACAAUGAAGCUCUAACAAAUAAUCAAAAAAACUAUGUAAGUAAUAUGUUAUGUAAGGAAGUAAAUGUUUUUACUGAAAUCAUAGAUGAUCUUGAACAAACAUUGGCAUACAUUAAUGAAAUAAAUACUAAAAGUGCUCUUCUGAUUAAGCAAGUUCUCUACUAUGCUGCCUCUAGAUAUGCAGCUUCAUAA
This is a messenger RNA of Cetraspora pellucida, 942 nucleotides long. NCBI's taxonomy places the organism in Eukaryota, Fungi, Glomeromycota, Glomeromycetes, Diversisporales, Gigasporaceae. The record is from the annotation of a GenBank genome assembly.